Enterobius vermicularis (human pinworm) is the source of this 936-nucleotide messenger RNA. The record is from the annotation of a GenBank genome assembly. Lineage: Eukaryota; Metazoa; Nematoda; Chromadorea; Rhabditida; Oxyuridae.
AUGAACUGGGAGCGUAGUUGCUUAUUUCUCGUAAGCAUCGCUACUUUAUGCUUAUGUGCCGAACGAGUGCCUGAUUUUGAAGUGUCGAAUAGCGAAUUAACGAGUCUGGUGAAUCAGCUUCGUGACGAAGACUUCAAUAAAGCGGGACGGAAACAAGUUGUUGUAGAUUAUCAGGGUUAUAUUUCAACCACAAGUUUAGGCGAUAAUGCUAAAAAUAAAUUUUUCAAAUACGUAGAUCCUCAACUUCUAGAAAAACCAACUUUCCAGAAACUAAUAGCACUAAAUGAUAACUUUGAGCGAGAAACUGGAACCUCUGAAGAAGAUACUCUUCAGGAAAAGGCAGAAGUAGAUGCGUUCUUAGAUACAAUUAUGUCUACAAAAGUAUGGGAAACACUGUAUAGCUUUUUGCAUCGGAAAGGCCACCCUUAUGCUACCAGUGAAAAAGUUUUCCGUCAGUGGAUUUUGCAGUUAUGGUUCUAUAAAUAUUCUCGGUAUAGGGGUGUUCCUGAUAGUUCAGGUUUUGAACAUGUUUUCAUUGGAGAGGUAAAAAAUAAUGAAGUAUCUGGACUGCACAACUGGGUUCGUUUUUACUUGUUGGAACAAGAUGGCAGUGAAAUGCUCGACUACAAAGGGUACCUGAUCAAGAGAUAUGUAUACUUUACUAACGUAAUGGCUGCGUUGAAAUACUCUUGGAAAAAGGAAAUAAAACGUACUGGAAGUUUUCUGAUUGGGACCAGUCCUGAGUUUGACAUGGCACUGUACACUCUGUGCUUCCUGUCACGUCGUGGACGUCACACGUGCCAAGUAGAAGUAGAUGGCUGUCCUCUGCAGAUUACCAGUCAUGAUUUAAUUCAAAGAGGUAAAGUUUACAUAGGAAGCGUUUUCCCAGCAGCUGGAAGAAUGACUGAAUUAUGUAGAAUAAACGGAAGGCGAUAG